This is a messenger RNA of Equus quagga, 4773 nucleotides long. RefSeq names its product tRNA methyltransferase 2 homolog B (gene TRMT2B). Gene Ontology annotation, biological process: RNA processing. The record is from RefSeq and is a predicted model, not a curated record. Gene Ontology annotation, molecular function: tRNA (uracil(54)-C5)-methyltransferase activity, S-adenosyl methionine-dependent. Bases 339 to 1826 code for a protein of 495 amino acids. NCBI's taxonomy places the organism in Eukaryota, Metazoa, Chordata, Mammalia, Perissodactyla, Equidae. The transcript has 14 exons.
CGUUUGCCGCCUUAGGUUUGUAAGAGGAUUUAUUGGUUACGAAGUUUUGCAGGUUGGACUUGUUGAGGCACAGAGAAGUCAAGUGACAUGCUUUGACUCAGAGCCUCAGGAAGAGUGGUGACACAUGAUGACCUGUGGUGUUUGGCACAGUCCUCAGCACUUCAUGGAUAUAUGAGCUCAUUUAAUUCUUACCACAACCCUGAAAGAUACGUGUUAUCAGUCCUAUUUUUAUAGAUGGUGACACUGAGAUUCGUAGCGCUUAAGUAACUUGCCCAAAGUCACAACACUGGUGAAUCUCAGUGUUUCUGUGGUUGGCGGGUAUUAAGAGAAGAGUCCCAAUGCACAGCCCGAGAUGUUUCCUCUCCAGGGCGGAUAUUUUCUCCAAACCAGGACUGCUCCCCUGGUGUGCCAGAAAACCUCCAGGUUGGUCACAGCUCUUUUUGGGCUCAGCAUGUAAGGGAAACUUCACCCACGUGAUAGCCAAGAAGUGUCAAAGAGGACAGAAAAGUCAAAAGAAACCAAGUCAUCUUGGACCACUAGAUGGUUCCUGGCAGGAAAGGCUGGCCGAUGUUGUGACGCCACUCUGGAGGCUGAGCUAUGAAGAACAGCUCAAGGUGAAAUUUGAAGCUCAGAAGAAAAUUUUACAAAGACUAGAGUCUUAUCUCCAAAUGCUCAACGGAGUCAACGUGACAACAGCUGCACCUAAAUCCAAGGGGCUCUGUUGUCUUCUCCAUCCUAUCAUACCCUCUCCUGUCAUCGAUGGCUAUCGAAAUAAGUCCACCUUCUCUGUGAAUCGAGGUCCAGAUGGCAAUCCAAAGACCGUGGGGUACUAUCUGGGAACUUGGAGAGACGGGAACAUCGUCUGUGUACAGUCUAACCAGCUGAAAAACAUGCCUGAGAAACAUAAUCAAGUGGCCCAGUACUACGAAGUAUUCCUUCGACAGUCCCCAUUGGAGCCCUGCCUUCUGUUUCAUGAAGGUGGAUACUGGCGUGAGCUCACAGUCCGCACCAAUAGCCAAGGGCACACAAUGGCCAUCAUCACUUUCCAUCCCCAGAAAUUAACGCAGGAGGAGCUCUGUGUUCAGAAGGAGACUGUAAAGGAGUUUUUCACCAAAGGGCCAGGAGCAGUCUGUGACUUGACAUCACUUUACUUCCAGGAAAGCACUAUGACCCGUUGCAGUCAUCAGCAAUCCCCUUACCAACUCCUAUUUGGGGAACCCCACAUCUUUGAAGAUCUCUUGGGCUUGAAGAUCCGCAUCUCUCCAGAUGCCUUUUUCCAGAUUAACACUUCUGGUGCAGAGAUGCUGUAUCAGACCGUGGGGGAGCUGAGUGGAGUGAACUCUAACACCAUCCUCCUUGACAUCUGCUGUGGAACUGGUGUGAUUGGCCUGUCUCUGGCUCAGUAUACCUCCCAGGUCCUUGGGAUUGAGUUGGUGGAGCAGGCAGUGGAGGAUGCCAGGUGGACUGCAUCCUUCAAUGGCAUCACCAACUGUGAAUUCCACACUGGUCGAGCAGAGAAGAUUUUGCCGCAGCUACUAAAGUCAAAGGAAGAUGGGCAGUUAAUUGUUGCUGUGGUGAACCCAGCCCGAGCAGGACUGCAUCACCGGGUGAUUCAAGCCAUUCGAAACUGCAGGGCCAUCUGCACACUAGUUUUUGUUUCCUGCAAGCCUCAGGGUGAAACCACAAGGAAUGUCAUUGAGCUGUGCUGUCCUCCCAACUCCGCUAAGAAGCUCCUCGGCGAGCCUUUUGUCCUGAGACAAGCUGUGCCUGUGGAUCUGUUUCCCCACACCCCACACUGUGAGCUGGUGCUCCUCUUCACUCGAUAAGCAGCCUCCUACAAGACUGCAGGCUCUUUGUUAAGGCCGAAGUUUCACUGUCUUCCAGGUUUGGCAUAUUGCUACAUGGCAGACCUUGAGAGCCUUCCCAGGGAAACCCGUCUUUGGAUUGUGAGCAGGAAGAAUGUAGUAGGCCUACCGUCCGAGGCCAUUUUAUAACCUUAGUUUUCAGGUUCCCUUGCUCUCAUGCGUGUUUGCCUGGUUGUGACCACUCUUUGGCCUUGGAUCUAGACUGUACUUUCUUUUUGCUGUCAGCCUGGCAUGGCUCCCUUGGUACUAGUUUGUAGUCUUGUCUCCUCUGUCUGACUCUGCCUGUGAUGACAACUGAGCUUUUCUCUGCAGUUGGUAAUAAUUUCACGUUGACUCAGGUCUCUCUAUUUACCCAGAGAUUAUACUAGGUAUUUUCUGUGUUCAUGAGGUAUCCAAGGAUUAGAACUAGAGACAAAUCUAGCUUUUUAAAAGAGCAGAGUAAGCUAUGAAGUGGCUGCAGGAUGACUGCAUGAUCUCAGUAGAGCGUCAUGCCUUUUUUUUUUUCUUUUUAGUCUUUGAGGCUUCUAGAAUACCCUUUAAAAAUGUGGUUACUCCUAGGAGCAAUAGCACCAAUUAUCUCCUCUGUAGGGAGAAUUGGUCAUAGUAGUGACUCUAUGGGAAAGGACAUCUUCAAAGAAGAGACUGAAUACCUAUAAUUGUGCUGUGUAGCAUGGAGGCAGAAAGGUCCAGAAUCCCUUAAUGAUGCAGUGUACACUAUAAUAAAUUGGAUAUUGAAACGGACAUUCUCUAUUUCAUGAUUUCUUCAAUUAUAGAGUUGUUCUUGGAUACUUGCCCAAAAAUUUAGAUUAUGUUUGGAAUCUUGUAACAGCCCAGAGACAUGUAACUUAGCAAGUGUUGUCUGAUUUACAAGAUGAUAUCAGGUCAAGUAGUAUUUUUAACUCUUCUCAAUCCUAAAUACUUCUAGAGAAGCCUCCUCAGAAAAACGUGGCUAUUGAAGCUACUAUAUGAAUAUUGAUUUAAAAAAUACAAGAAAGAAAUAAUCUAAAGUGAUAAAAAGUGUUGAUUUAUAGUAGUCAGAUAAGUUUUAUUUCCAUUUCCCUAUUUUUCGUUUUAUGCAAUGGGGUUAUAUUAUUUUUAUAACUUAAAAAUUUUUAAAUGUAAAGCGACUUGUAUUUUCUCCUCCUUUGUUUCCCAUAUCUGUAAAUGGCAAUCCUGUCUAUUAGUUACCUAAGCCGGAAACCAGACUUAUCUUUCUCGUUCUCAUAUCCAACUUCCUACAAGGCGGAUACCACCUGGAUACUGGAUACCUUUUAGGUGCUCCAAACUCAACAUGCCUAAUUUCGAAUGCUCACAUCUUUCCCCCAAACCUGUUCUGGCUUCUAUAUUCUCAGUCUUGAGGAAUAUACUGAUCUAUUCAGUCACUCAAGCCAGGAGCCUGGGCAUUAUAUCUGAGUCCUGCUCCUGUACCCCUGUCCACAUCCAGUGUAUCACCAAGUCUCCAUUGCUGUAGGCUACCAUCAUCUCUCACUUACUGAGAGAGCCAUCUUCCCGACUGAUGCCGCUGUGUCCACUCUUGCCCCCAUCCGUUUCAUUCUCUACAGCCAGUGAGUUUUCUAAAAUACCAGUCUCGUUAUGUUUCUCCAACACUUAAAAUCUGUCAUUAGCUUCUUAGUGCUUGUUUUUCUUUAUUGCUUUUAAAAUAAAGUCCCAAAUUCUUGAUGUAGCCUCAAAGCCCCUUCAAAAUCUGGGCAGCCUCCUUUCUCUAUACACUUUGAAUUCCUUUCCCUGGAAAAGACAAAUUUCUUCCAUUCUGAUCCUUUUCAUAUUCUGUUUCCUCAGCUUGGUAUGUGCUUUUCCUUACCUCUUCUGGCUAACUCUAUUCAUCUUUCUAUUUUUAACUUAGAUAUUCCCCAAGGAAUAUCUAAUGAAUAAACAUAGGAUUAGCUGUGGAUAAUCAGCUUUCUGAUAAUUCCACUGUUGUGAAAUCUUUUAAGUAAGGUGAUUUUAGAAUCGUGCUUCCAUCAUUUUUAUUAUGAAAACUUUCAAACAUACAAGAAAGUUGAAAGAAUAGUACAAUGAACACCAGUAGGUCCACCACCAAGAUUCAAAAAAUGUUAACGUUUUUUCGUAUUUGCUUUAUCUGCGUAUCUGUUCUUUGAUAAACCAUUUGAAAAGUUGUAGACAUCACGACACUUCACCUUUGAAUAACUCAGCAUACAUCUUCUAAGCAUAAGGACGUUUUUCUACAUAACCAUAAUACCAUAAGCCCAGCUAAAAAAAAUUAACAGUACCCCACUGAUCUUCACUAAUAUUAUCUAAUAUCUUGUUCAGUGCUUCCUGAAGUGUGGUCUGCAGACUGAUGGUUCACAGGGAGAUGAGGAGCUUGCACCAGAGUGUGUAUCAGUGCACCACGUUCUUCAUCAAGAAAAUCUUGUUAUCAAAAAGAGCAACCAAAUUAAACAGUGUGCUUAGUGACAUAGUUCAUUUAUAUCUGUGGGCUGCCUGAGUAGCACUGCUCCGUAUUCAGAUUUCCCUAGCUCUCCCCUAAAUGUCUUUUGUGGCCAGUUCACAUGUUGCAUUUGGUUAUUGUGUCUCUCUUUAGUCUCUUUUAAUCCAGAACAUUCUUCCCACUUUUUUUUUUUUCAUGGCACUGACUUUUAGAGACCAGGUCUGCCCCACAUCAUGGAUCUGUCUGAUUGUAGGGUGACUAACUGCCCUGGUUUGCCUAGGACUAUCCUGGUUUUGGCACUGAUCCUGCAUCCCGACACACCCCUCAGUCCUGGGCAAACCAGGGUGGUGUGUUUCCUUAUGGUGAUGUUCAGCUCCUCCUUCAGCCCUGAAAUUUAUGUAAAACGGAAGUUGUUUGGUCAAGAGCCUUGAUUAGAUUCAGAUUAAACCAUUUUUGACAAAAAUACUUCAUAAAUGAUGCUGUGUAUGUUAUGUUACA